Molecule: messenger RNA, 3777 nt
Organism: Serinus canaria (Common canary)
Lineage: Eukaryota; Metazoa; Chordata; Aves; Passeriformes; Fringillidae
Gene: ENDOV
Product: endonuclease V
Biological process (GO): DNA repair
Cellular component (GO): nucleolus; cytoplasm
Molecular function (GO): RNA endonuclease activity producing 5'-phosphomonoesters, hydrolytic mechanism; single-stranded RNA binding
Source: RefSeq, a predicted model, not a curated record
AACGGCGGCGCUGCGGGACGGGCGGGCCCGGCGCCGCCAUGGCCGCGUCCCCCGCCCGGCUGCGCCGCUGGGAACGGGAGCAGGCCCGGCUGAGGGCCAGCGUGGUGGAGGAGGACACGGAGCCGUGGCAGAAGGAGCCGCAGUUCGCGGGGCUGCACAGAGUGGGCGGUGUGGAUCUGUCCUACUGCAAGGGGGACGAGAGCCGUGCCUGCGCCUCCCUGGUCGUGCUCAGCUACCCGGCUCUCGAGGUGCUGUACCAGGACUGCCGCAUGGUGCCCGUCACCGCCCCGUACGUGGCCGGGUUCUUGGCCUUCCGAGAGGUCCCUGUCCUGGUGGAAGCUGUGCAGAGACUUCAGCAGGAGGAGCCCCAGCUCCAGCCUCAGGUCCUUCUGGUAGAUGGGAAUGGCCUGCUCCAUCCCAGAGGAUUUGGCACAGCCUGUCACCUCGGAGUCCUGACGGACCUGCCCUGCAUUGGCGUGGCCAAGAACCUCCUGCACGUGGAUGGCUUGGCCAGGGAUGAGCUGCACAGGGAGCAGGUUCGUUCCCUGCAGAGGUCAGGAGAGGCAUUCCCACUGACAGGCACCUCGGGGAAGGUCCUGGGCAUGGUGCUGCGGAGCCACAGCAACAGCUCCAGGCCCCUGUACGUGUCCGUGGGCCACCGGGUGAGCCUGGGCACGGCCGUGCGCCUGGUCAGGGCCUGCUGCCGCUUCCGCAUCCCGGAGCCCAUCCGGCAGGCUGACAUCAGGUCCAGGGAGUACCUUCGGAGGCAGCCCUGUGCUCCAGUGGAGGGGCUGGAGGCUGUGCCUGCCAGCCCAGAGAGGUGGGUGUGUGGGCAGGGCACCUGCUCGUGGCAUGAGCUGCAGUAAUGGCAUUAAGGGUACAGGCAGGGUAACCAGGUGAGCUCAGUGGGGAGGUGAGGACAUGUGCAGCCUCCAGAAGGUGAUUUCUGCUCCCUCUGGCCACGCUGCCUCGCACGCUGUCCUGAGCUGGGGAAGGGCAGCAGGGAUUUGCUCUUUUUUCAGCACUGCUCAUAAGCAAAGCCCUAACACCCACAGGUGUGACCUGAGGAGGAGCAGAAAUACCUGCAGGGAGCUGGGUUUGGCCCCAGGUCUUGGUGGGGGGGUCAGAGUCCCCCACUCUUACAUAAGGUGGCCAGUGGGUGUCAGUUCAGGGCUAAAUCUGCCCCGGGGUGCAGGAGCUCAAGCUCACCAAGUGCCAGUUGUUUGUGCCUGUUGGCUUCUACUUUUUGUACAACUACUUCCUACUCUCUCAUUUUUAUAUCCCUGCAGCAAAAAGGAGACUGAAUUGGAGGAUUAGUCUGGUGCCAGAAGAAAGUGCAGAGCUUCUCUUGGCUGGGUCCUGUCCUGCACCAAGGCUGAGUCCUGCUGGAUGCAGGAGCCCAGUGUCACCCUGGGGGACAGCUGUGCCAGGCUGUGUCCCACAGGACAGCACCAGCCACUGCUCGGGGAGAAUCCGUGCAGUGAAACUUCUCAGGGUUCAUUUUCAAGUACUGCUAAAACCUUUGUGUAAGCAAAGGCUCACGUGCAAGUUUGCAGCGCCUCACUGGAGUCCUUGUGCAGCUGCAGGGGCUGAUUUACAGAGCUGCUGAGGCAUUGCCACUGCAGAGCCAGCCUGUGUCUCCCCCCAUCUCUGUGACACAGAGCCCUCCCUUCCCUCCCUUUGGAGCAGCCUCACCUGUCCCUGCAGCCUGGGCUCUCCAUUCCCCCUGCACAGCCCUGGGGAGCAGCAGCCCCACUGCCCAGCUCCUCUGGAGCAAGGAUCAUCCAGGGGAAAGGAUGGGAGGAACCAUCUCCCUCCCAGGAGCAUGGGGAGGUCAUUCCUGGCACCCAGAGUGCCCCAGGUGCCCGGAUCCCAGGCUGGAGAUCUGGCCCAGCCCCAGCUCAGCCUGAGGAGCAGAGCCCAGAGCUUUUGGGCCCAAAUCAUCCUCAACCCUCAUCCAGCCUGCAGGACCAAAGGUGCUCCCAAGGUGUGGGAUCCUGGCUGAGGCUGGCAGGUGGUUCCUGACUGUUCUGAAGAGCAGCAGGAGCUCUGGGAGAUCCUGGUGUGGCUGUGUGAGAUUGCAGCCUGAAGAGGAAGAAGGAUGCUUUCCUGGGGUGGGCAGGGGUGCUCAUGUCAAGCCCCUGUGGGCUGUUUAACCUCAGUUUUGCAUAAAUUUGUUGUCCAACUUUUGUUCUUUCCUGUCUUGGAGCUGCUCUGGGUGGGGAGGACAAAGCCCAGCCUGUUGUGGCUCUGCUGUGUUGGGGUCUGAACCGGGUGGGGAAAGGGAGGAAGUGACAAACCCUGGGCCCAUCUGGGCAGGUCUGGGCUGGUCCUGGCAGUGCUGGGGACAGGCACUGGCAGAGCACCUCCCUAAAAAGCCUUUGCUGACAGGUUUUAGAGCCAAAGCUGCAGCAGCUGCUGCUCCUUUGGUCCUGGGGGCUGCUGCCGGCCCAGGGGCAGAGGCAGCACUGGGCUCGUGCCUGGCUGUGGCAGGGGACAGGGGGCACAGGGACAGCCGUGUCCCCUCCCUGCACAGACACAGAACCUCCUCUGCCACGGCCUGUGGGAGCAGGGAGGGGACAGAGCCACAGCCAGCAGGGAUCAUUCCAGCACUCCUCAUUCCAGCCCCACAAAACCAGUGACUUCUCUGGCCAUGGGGACAGUCUCCUAAAGCCUGUCACAGACUCAGGCACAGGUGACAGGGUGGGCAGGGGACAGCUCCUUCCUAGAGCUCAUGGCAGAACAGCAGGGGAAUCAUCUGGGUUUCUGAUUUGGCCUGUGCUGGGAGGUCACAGGGUCAUCCCUGGCUCCUUCCAAAUUCUGGGUGGCACCACUCCCACUGCAGGCUCAGCCCAGGUGGGCUGAAUGAGGCUCCUCAUUUGGCUCAGCUGUGCUGGAGGAGGCUCUGAGGGGAGCAGCUCCUCCAGGAUGGCCCUGGCAGAACAGGGCAACCUUCAGAGUGUGGCUUCUCCUGCCCUGGUGAGUGUCUGGCUUUCAUCUCAUGUUUAAUGUCUGUGGUUUUGAUCCCUGAGCUGUUGGUGACUUUUUGUGUGCUUCUGGUUGGUAUUUGACAAUGAGAGCUGGUCAGGGGAGGCUCUGCAGCCAAGGCUGUGAUCUGGGUGGCACCUGGAGGAAUUGAGCCCAGCUCAGACAGAAAGUGAGGGUCUGUCACUGGGUGCUCCUGCUGGGAUCUGGGUGUUUUGAUCCAUGGAGGGUUUGUGUGCUCAGUCUGUGAGGGAUCCAGGGCUGGGGACACUGCUGUCCUCAGCUGGCCUGAGCCCCCCCAGCUGCCUCUGCCCAGGGAGUGAGGGGAAAUCAGGUGAAAAAAUAUAAAAAGUAGCAUAAAAAUGGCUCUGCAUCACUGCCCCAGCUUCCCUCUGCAGGAGGCUCUGAACUCCUCCCAAGCCCAGGUAAACUCAGGUGACUCUGGAUGAAGUCAACUGGGGAGGCUUUGGGAGGGGAUGGUGCUGCAGUGUCCUGGCUGGAGCCAGGGGCUCUGUGCUGUGCCUUUGGGCUUUGCCUGGGCCUGGCACGCUCUCCCAGCUGCCCAAACGUGGCAGUUCAGUCCUUCCUAAAGGAAGGGACUAAUCUCUGUGUUUGGUGUCUGCUUGUGGCUCUUUGGACACAAUAAGGGAUUAACUUGGUCUUUAUCUAAUUGGUUUAUAACCCUGGGAAGGGAAAAUCGCUUUGUAAUGCUUGAAACCUCUUAACAGGAACUCAGAGACUGGAGCUUGAGUGUCCUUCGAAAUAAACUCAUACAUGGCUUGUCUUUUUUAA